Molecule: messenger RNA, 2263 nt
Organism: Monopterus albus (swamp eel)
Lineage: Eukaryota; Metazoa; Chordata; Actinopteri; Synbranchiformes; Synbranchidae
Gene: gata2b
Product: GATA binding protein 2b
Exons: 6
Coding region: 435-1808 (457 amino acids)
Biological process (GO): positive regulation of transcription by RNA polymerase II; cell fate commitment; positive regulation of angiogenesis
Cellular component (GO): nucleus
Molecular function (GO): RNA polymerase II cis-regulatory region sequence-specific DNA binding; DNA-binding transcription factor activity, RNA polymerase II-specific; zinc ion binding
Source: RefSeq, a predicted model, not a curated record
GGGGAUGCUGUCUGUGAGGUUCUGUAGAGGCGCUGCGCAAUUGGCUGAGUCAGUUUGAUUGGAGACUCCGCCCAUGUGCUAGUUGACAAGCCUGGCCCCGUGCUGUCAGCCACAGCCAUACGUGUUGCUUUGGGAGUUUACUCCGACAAACGCAACCGAAAACUGGGGAGGACCUGCAGCAUGCAAAGAGACACAGAGCAGCUUUCCAAAAAGGCGUGAGCUGAUCGGACGCUGUGGAUGAGACACCGUCGGCAAAGGUUUCCACUCCACUCCACUCGCAUGUCCAGGAGGAGAGAGGACUUUCACUCAGAGGAACAAAAACAAAGUAUUAGUUUGUUAAAUGUUCUCGUAAAGGGCAGAUAUUUUAAACCAUCCUGUGUGAUCUCCUUGGAUAUCCUUCGACUUUAUAAACCGCGCUACAGAAAGCCACAGAGAUGGAUGUGGCGGCUGAUCAGCCCCGAUGGAUGCAUCACCACGCCGUGCUAAACGGACAGCACCCGGAUUCUCACCACCCAGGCCUGGGGCACAACUACCUGGAGCCCACGGCCCAGCUACUGCCUCCGGAUGAGGUGGAUGUGUUCUUUAAUCACCUGGACUCACAAGGAAACCCGUACUACCACAACUCCGCCAGGGCCAGAGUGUCCUACAGCCAAGCGCACGCUCGUCUGACGGGGACUCAGGUCUGCCGGCCUCAUCUCAUCCACAGCCCAGGGAUUUCAUGGCUGGACGGAGGGAAAACAACCUUGUCGGCUCACCAUCACAACGCCUGGGCCGUCAGCCCCUUCACCAAGCCCAGUCUGCACCACCCCGGCUCCGCGUCCCCCGGCGGCCUCUCUGCCGUCUACCCGUGUAGCAGCAGCUCAAACACGGUCUCCGCAUCCUCGUUAACCCCUCCGUCCCACUCUAGCCCCCAUAUGUACACUUUCCCUCCUACACCACCCAAGGACGUAUCGCCGGACCCGGGGGCCGUGUCUCCCCCGUCCUCCGCCGCCAGAAUGGACGAGAAGGAAUCUAUCAAAUACCAAGUGACGUUACCGGAGGGGAUGAAGAUGGAAGGCUCCAGCCCGCUGAGGAGCAGCCUGGUCUCCAUGAAUGCUCAGACUCCCACCCACCAUCCGAUACCUACGUAUCCCACCUAUUCUCUGCCAGCGGCGCAUGAGUGCGGCGGCAGCCUGUUUCACCCAGGCAGCCUGCUCGGAGCUUCAUCCAGUUUCACCCCCAGGAACAAAGGCAAGACACGGUCCUGCACCGAGGGCCGUGAGUGUGUAAACUGUGGAGCCACCUCGACGCCUCUGUGGAGACGUGACAGCACUGGACACUACUUGUGCAAUGCCUGCGGGCUGUAUCACAAAAUGAACGGCCAGAACAGACCACUCAUCAAACCCAAACGCAGACUGUCUGCUGCCAGACGAGCAGGCACCUGUUGUGCUAACUGUCAGACGACCACCACCACACUCUGGCGGCGCAAUGCAAAUGGAGACCCAGUCUGCAACGCCUGCGGCCUCUACUAUAAACUGCAUAACGUGAACCGACCUCUGACCAUGAAAAAGGAGGGAAUACAAACCCGCAACCGGAAAAUGUCCAAUAAAUCCAAAAAGAACAAGAGGGCCAACGACAGCUAUGAGGAGUUUUCCAAAAGCCUGCACGACAAGAGCUCUCCAUUCAGCGCCGCUUCACUGGCUGGACACAUGUCCAUGGGCCAUUUGCCACCCUUCAGUCACACUGGACACAUGCUCCCUACACCUACCCCGAUACACCCGUCAUUUGGCCACCCGCACCACUCUAACAUGGUGACGGCCAUGGGCUGAGGGGGGCUAGAUUAAAGCUACAUCCAGAACCCGAGAUGGUUUCAUGGACACGCAGACGUUACAGACUUGCAGUGUGCGUGUCUUCAUCUUGAUUGUCCCUUGACCAAUGGUAUUUUGGGGAAAAGUUGUAUCAUUGGAGGAAAGGAUGUUUUUACUCCCUAUUCUGUAGGUACCGGCUUUGAUGGAGGAAGACUCUGCUUUAGCCAGGCGCACACAGUAAACACAAAAAUGUCACUGCAUCUCAUAGUUUCGCUCCAACGGUCCCCACUGACAGCCCGACCAGCUGCAGCGCGGUUCGGUAUGUGCAGCACAGGUUGAUACAACUGUGAAUAUUGUAAAUGUGUGAGACUGAAGGGGACGUCCCAGACAGAGCAGCCUCCUUUGCAAUGUUAAAUGAAUAAUGCUGGAUUUUUUGCUCAUGGACAAUUUUAAAGAAGCUUUCACAAAAGUAACAA